This is a messenger RNA of Podarcis muralis (Common wall lizard), 2267 nucleotides long. It is a transcript of the gene DNAJB11, whose product is annotated as DnaJ heat shock protein family (Hsp40) member B11. NCBI's taxonomy places the organism in Eukaryota, Metazoa, Chordata, Lepidosauria, Squamata, Lacertidae. Gene Ontology annotation, molecular function: misfolded protein binding. The record is from RefSeq and is a predicted model, not a curated record. Gene Ontology annotation, cellular component: endoplasmic reticulum. Gene Ontology annotation, biological process: protein folding; protein maturation.
UUCUCUUUCGUGCGUGCCUAUGGUUACCGGCGUGUGAGAGGAGCCGAAGAGGGGGCGCGCUUGGAACCUGCUCGAAGAGACCCCCCCUCCCUCCCGCCAUGUCACCCCGCUCCCUCGGCGGGCUUCUGCUGCUUCUGCUGUGCCUGCUCGGAGACGCCGUCGCCGGGAGAGAUUUCUACAAGAUCUUGGGUGUGCCCCGUAGUGCAUCUGUUAAAGACAUUAAGAAGGCCUACCGAAAACUCGCCCUGCAGCUUCACCCAGACCGGAAUCCUGAUGAUCCACGUGCGCAGGAAAAAUUCCAGGAUCUUGGGGCUGCCUAUGAGGUAUUGUCAGAUGAGGAAAAGCGAAAGCAGUAUGAUGCAUAUGGAGAAGAGGGAUUGAAAGAGGGUCACCAGAGUUCUCAUGGAGAUAUUUUUUCACAUUUCUUUGGAGACUUUGGUUUCAUGUUUGGAGGUAAUCCUCGCCAGCAAGAUAGGAACAUUCCAAGAGGAAGUGAUAUCAUUGUGGACCUAGAAGUUACACUGGAAGAAGUGUACUCAGGAAAUUUUGUGGAAGUUAUUCGAAACAAGCCAGUAGCAAGGCAGGCACCAGGGAAGCGGAAAUGCAAUUGCCGGCAAGAGAUGAGGACAACUCAACUAGGCCCAGGGCGUUUCCAGAUGACCCAAGAAGUAGUUUGUGAUGAAUGUCCCAAUGUCAAGCUUGUAAAUGAAGAGCGAACCCUAGAAGUGGAGAUAGAACCUGGUGUGAGAGAUGGCAUGGAAUAUCCCUUUAUUGGAGAAGGUGAACCACAUGUUGAUGGAGAGCCAGGUGAUUUACGCUUCCGAAUAAAAGUUCUCAAGCACCCAGUUUUUGAGCGAAGAGGAGACGAUUUAUAUACUAAUGUGACUAUUUCGCUGGUUGAGGCUCUUGUGGGUUUUGAAAUGGAUAUUGCCCAUUUAGAUGGGCAUAAGGUGCAUGUUGCCCGGGAUAAAACCACAAAGCCUGGAGCCAAGCUGUGGAAAAAAGGAGAAGGUCUUCCCAACUUCGACAACAAUAACAUUAAAGGCUCUCUAAUAAUUACAUUUGAUGUAGACUUUCCCAAAGAGCAGCUGACAAGUGAACAACGAGAAGGUCUCAAACAACUGCUGAAACAGGCAUCAGUGCAGAAGGUGUACAAUGGACUGCAGGGAUAUUAAGUGGUGACAAAUGAACUUCGUUGCAAAUGAGAGAAAUCAGUGCUAUGAACUGCAGUCUUCUGGUUGUUAUAGAACAAAGCUGAGGGGUGUUGGAGUGACUGCUGAGCCCUCCAUUUUUACAAAUAGCGAAGGUGAUUUGGGGACAGAUCAGAAGACGGUAAAAGAAUUUUCCUUAUUUGGGACACAACUGGUGCUCUAUCUGGAGCAAUCAGGCUCCAGCAGUUGAGAAAUGUGAGGCGUUUUAACACACAUACCACGUUUGAAAUUCUGGUUUUAAAAUAUAUUUUGAUGUUACUUUUUCUUGCCCCUCUGAGUGAAUUUUCAUAACUCGUUCCCUAUCCCUCCAAUUUACUUUAUAUUGUCUCUGUUUCAGACUUUUAAACUAAUGGGUUAUUUGCCGCUAGCAUUUUUGGUUCUUGGGCCCAGCUUGGAAAAUAUGGGUUUAAAAUCUUUUCAGUCUCCUAAUUUCUGUACAUACCUAGUCCUCUUAUCACUCACUCUAAUGGAAUUGAGGCAUGAGAAACCCUUAUCUCUGCAGUUGAAAUUUCAUUUGCUUUCUGCAUUGUCCUCUGGGGUUUGACAACUGUCCAGAUACUUCCUAUUGUUUAUACUGUGGAAGUGUACUGUAGCUGUUGCCACCACACAGUUUUUCAUUUAGUUCUGCACAAGCAUUGCUGCAGUACAUGACACUGUCCGUGAAAAUUUUUGAGAGUUUACUAUGCAUUUCUAAGAGUGGCAGCUGUACUUACCACUGGGUUUCCUUUAUAGACUAUAGCAAAUGUGUAUGGAUUUGUAAUCUGUGGUUCAUAAACAUACAAUCCAGCAAGCAAAGACUAUGCAGUCCCUUAGACGGAGCACCAUUUGAGUAGAGAAGGUUUACACUUGGUUAUAUGGGGUGAAAGUGAUAAGACUCUCGUUGCUGAUAGGGAAUUUGCUCCACGCAGCUCCAAAAGAGAAAUGUACUCCCCCCUCAUCCACCUUUGUGCAGCUGUUGCUGCUUUCCUCCUAUUUCUUAGAAACUGCAUCAAAACACUUCCUCCCUAGCCUGUGGUUCAACAAAUUCAGUCUUUGCAUUUUAUGCAAUUGAUGUAA